Messenger RNA from Ostertagia ostertagi, 1041 nucleotides. The record is from the annotation of a GenBank genome assembly. Lineage: Eukaryota; Metazoa; Nematoda; Chromadorea; Rhabditida; Trichostrongylidae.
AUGUCAAUGAGAAGACUAGUAAAGUUCGACGUUUUUCGGAACUUCAGAGAAGCCAUUAUCGAAGAAGUAUCCCACAAAUCCGAAGACCAUCAGUACACGGAAGAGGAGCUGAAGGAUUGUGAAGAUCGGUUAGUGGAAUUUGCUAAGAAACUCUCCGCGGAAGGGAAUGUUGCGGAUUUACGUAAACUGAUUGUGAUAACUCGUCCAUUUUACGACGUAAUUGGUAGAGCGAAGGCGAGCAAAUUGAUCCGUGUCCUCAUGGAAUACUGCCUCAUGAUCAAUCAGGACAAUAAGGAGAAAGUCAAGCUAGUGAAGGAUUGUAUCGAAUGGGCUACGGCAAAUAGCCGCCUGUUCCUUCGUCGAACCUUACAAGCACGGCUAAUUCGUCUCUACAACGACAUCGGACUCUAUGUCGAGGCACAGAAGAUAGCUGGUCCCUUGACUGCUGAGCUGAAGAAAAUCGAAGACCGUGAAUUGAUCAUGGAGGUUACCUUGGAAGAAAGCAAAAGCGCCUUUGCUCUCAAGAACUUUGGAAAGGUUCGCCUAUGUACACUCUCUUUGAAUUCCAUAAAUAUGGUGUUUAAUCACCUUCAGGCCAAAACGUCUUUGGUCAUGGCCAGAACAAAUGCAAACGGUGCCUAUGUCUCUACACAAAUGCAGGCCGCACUCGACUUACAGUCAGGAAUUCUCUACAGUGCUGACGAGAAAGACUUCAAGACGGCAUACUCGUAUUGUUAUGAGGCACUGGAAGGUUUUCUGAUCGCUGACCCACCUAAAGCAGUGCGAGCGCUCAAGUACAUGUGCCUAUGCAAGAUAAUGUUAAACGACGCUGCGGCGAUACCUCUGCUUCUCUCCAGCAAGACGAUCCAACCUGUUCGAGGUCGCGAUAUCGAUGCGAUGAAAUGCAUGGCGGAAGCGUUCACACAACGAAGCUUGAGCAAGUUCAAUAAGUGCCUGAAAGAUUACAAUCGAGAACUUUUGGGCGAUCCAGUAGUCGCUGCACACUCAAGGGAGCUCAGGGAUAACAUGCUUGAGAAGGUG